UAUCUUUGCCAAGAAAACCCCAAAUAGGGUCACUAAGAGUCAGACAUGACUAAAAAACAACUGAACCUCAACAACAGAAGGCGCUUAAAAGCAUAUACAGGAAAGCCGAAUAAAUCUUUUUCUAAGGCCUUGGAAGUAAAACUCCCGUGUUCUCUGAUCUGAUUUCCACUCCCUUCUCCUCCUUCCUAAUGUAAUGGUGACUAAGGGAGAACCUUCAAGCCAGAGGCAAGUUUACAAGUCAUUCAGUCCAGCUCCCCCAACCACUCCCCUUUUGCAGAUGAACAAGUUGGAAGGGCAAAGGUGACUUGCCCAAGGUCACACGGGUUUUGAUUAUGAGUUUGGGGCUUUUUUUCUACAGUUGCCCCUUUCUUCUCUCAGGAAGGGGAAGCCUCCUCUGUUAAUAUAGGAAGCUUGAAGGCUGCUCAAACUUUAUUCCCAGAAAGAAAGCCUGGACCUAAAAAACCUUAAAUGGCCCCAGAUGGGCUCAAAUCUCAGGUUUCACUUAACUGCAGCCCUCGAUUCCUACUUCCUGUCUUUACUUAGUCCUUACUUUUACCCUAAUAAAUGGCAAUUUCUUAGAUUCUUGAGAUUUUAGGUCCUUAAUGUGCUGAGCUCCUUUUACAGAGAAUAGGGUACCUUGCCCUUUGAGAGGUAGCUGGCUGGCCAAAUUGGAAGGCCAUCAUGACUUUGGGACCAGUGAUAGAAUUUGUUUGACCCUGGAGAAGUCUAGAGAACUUGUUCUGAGCCUUCAGGUCUCGGGCAUCAGCAAGUAUAGUGACCAGAAGAGUGAGGUCUCGGAAUCCUAUGUAUCCAUGAGACCUGACGCUAAUUUCCUGACUGCGGCAGGUGUGAUUGCCCUGAUGUUAUUCUCCAAGGUCUAUGGGAGAAUGAUCUGUGGAGAGUGCCAGAACAUUACCCCGGACCUCUCAGGAAGCUAUCUGUGCCACAGCUGCCCAUUUGACUUGGUAGGUAGAAUGUCCUGCCCUGAGUUUCCCUGAGGCCAGCAAGACAGUAGGAUGGAACCCAGCUAAGAAAACCUCAUAAAGUACUAAAUAUGUACCUAUAUGUAGUACUGAAACUAUUAUGGGGGAAGAGGGGAGGGGAAUGGAGAAAAAGGUAAAUGCUGAACUAGGAAAUAGAAUUCCUGGAGUCUUUUUCUACUACUACUCAACUCCCUGUGUGACCUUGGGGAAGACUAAAAUCAGUUUUCCCAGGAACACUCUCACGAAUGAUUGGUUAUGGGCACUGCUAGCUUUUCUAACAGGGUUUAAGGACCCUAGAGGAGAUGGUAUAUUAGACAAAGUAACUGGGUAGUCAACUAAAGUGUCCCUCAGCUCCUAGGUUUUUGAGGGGCCAUAAAUAAUAUAGGAAUUCAGAGAGAGGGCUAGAAUAAUCAGGGGAGACUGUGGUAGAAUUUAGAUGGGGACCAUUAUAAACUGCAUUCUAGGCAAGAUUAAUGAGAGUAAGGGAGUGGUGGACAUGGAGAUGAGUGUGGUGGGUGUAUUGAAGACAGAACCACCCGACUGGAGUGAAGGAUGCAUUAGGCAUCACUGGGAAAAGUAGAACUGAGGUAAGUCUGAGCCAGGUCAUAAAGGGCCUUAAAAGAAUUCUGGUAUUCUGCUCAGAACAGCAGAGUAUUGUUCUGGGCUUCAUGUUUUAAGCCCAACAGUGACAAACUGGAGCACAUUCAGAAUAGGGCAAAGCGUGUCAUGAGGAUUGGUAAAAGGAAAUAAGAAUGUUUAGCCUGGAGAAGAGAAAACUGAGCAUAUUCAUCUGAAGAAAACCUUAUCCCAUUAUAAUUUCUCUCCUCCCUAGCCUUUCUUUGUGUACUUCUACCCCCAAACCACUCCAGGCUCUACAAACUCUAGGGUCUCUGUAAGGCCCUGUAACGAAGCAAGCCCAGUGGAAAAACUGCCAAAGGGGAAGGAUUUCCUAAUCUUCUCAUUUUGUAUGGAAAAAAUUCUCCCAAGGCAGUAGCUUCCCUUACCGAUCGCCCUAGCUCUUUAAGAGUUUUGGUCAACCUCGUACUGAAACCAAUAUCCUAAGGAUUAUAUCACUGCCUCCCUAAAGUUUACAAUCCAAUGAAGAUUUCAGACUUCAUCCUUUAUCUAUCCCUUUUCGUGUUCCCCCCAAGGGUAGGUUCUCCAAGUGCCAAUCCUCUUUUGAGGCGGUCAUCUCUUUAUGUGAACUGGGCUAAGCAGGCGGCAGGGACAGGAGGAUAAGUGGAAUGAACGAAAUGAGCCAGAGCCCAGACUCGAUCCUGGGGAAGCACGAGAAUCUUUUUGGGGGAAACAUAAGACAUAACUUGGACAUGAUGGAAUAGCUCUUAAGGGUAAUAACCCCUGUCCAUCUGAUUAAUGGCUCAGGUCUGCCUUUCAGAUGGAGAACAAUGGAACUCUCUACUAUAGCCAUGUGCAGUAAGUAUGACCUUGACCCUAUGACCAGAGGGGAACCACUACUGGUUUUCUAGGAUCGGGAAUCUUUCAUAACCAGUAUCUGACUGCUUUGCCCAUAUCCCACCUGCUUGGCCCAAACACUUGGGACAUUCUAGAAAGAACUGACUAGCCUUGUGACCCCUCCCUUCUCUGAGCUUCAAAUUCUUCUCUAAAUUGGGAAUGUGUGCUACCUGCUUUGUAAAGUGGUUGUGAGGUGUGUGGAAGAGGCAUUGAAUUUGGAGCCAGAGGGCCUGUUGAAUCCUCAUCUGUGGCAUGCUACUUGUAUGAUUUUUGUCUUAUCUACCUCUCUGGGUCUCCCUCAGUUUCAUCUAUAAAAUAAGGGGAACUGAAGUAGACAUAUUUUAACAUUCCAUGGACCUAUGACUUGGAGAUUCUCUCUCAAGAGGGCUUCAUUCUUUAUGGUCCCCCACAGGUAAUAAUAAUGUGAAUUAUUUAUUAUUGGCCCAGUGGGAAAUGGGCAGAUGGGAUGGAAAGAGGUUCUGAGAGUUGGAAAAGUGACUCAUUAUAACGGAAGUACUGAUGUUAAUUGUUAUUUGUGGUGGCAUCAUACCAGCUGUGAUAUGGUGGCACUUGAGGCUGAGGUUUUCUCCUUCUAAACCAGCAUACCUGCCUAUUUCUGCUGUUGCGUCUCUCUGUAUUUUCUUUGCCUUUCCCAUCCCCAACUAGCUAUGUCUUGCAGACAUGGGCUCAGUCUCCUUGUCAUUCUCACAAGACCUUCUCCCUUGUGGGACGAAGAUAUUAGGGUCCUUGCUGGGGCUGUUGGCCUCUGCCUUCUCCCCCUUCAACACAACAUUCCGUUCCAGGCCCUUGGUAUACAUGGUGUCUCUCCUCCUCCCUGCUGCCUACCUCGUGGUCCUCCUCUUCACCCUGAAGACUCGCUCUCACAUCUCUGACAUCCACAUCAGUGACUUCCCUUUGCCUGGGCACCAUCAUGGUGCCGUGGUUCACUGGCCCCGAUGGCACGCGCUGCUCUUGCUGCUACUGUCCACCCUUUGCAUGUCUGCCUGUGCUGACCUGACCACAGAGCACAUCAGCCCCAUUCUGGAGAGUUCCACCGUGUCCCAGUAUUUUGUAGGAGUAACUGUACUUGCCAUGGUGCCUGAAUUGCCUGAGAUGGUCAAUGGGAUUCAGUUUGCCUUGCAGAACCACCUGAGUCUUAGCAUUGAGAUUGGCAGCUGCAUUGCAGUACAAGUCUGUAUGCUGCAGAUACCUAUCCUGGUGCUGUUCUCUAUCUUCUAUGUAAGUCAACCGGGGAGUGCAAAGGAUUUUCAGGGGGUCACUGACUUCGAGCACUUUGUGGAGGUGUAUGCUACUCUCAGGAGUCCAAUGGGCCUCCCUUGGGAGAUAGGACACUUGAGUGUCUUCUGUGGACAUUCAUUCAACCCUCUGGAACACCCUUUGCUUGUGAGUAGAUUAGACCCAGUAGUUCUUGGUUAUCUUUUAUAGUUACCUUGGACUUUUUCCAGAUUUACAUGUCCACUAAGGAAGGCUAUCAGAAAGCACAGGGCACUCCUCUGCCUCUGUGCAAGAAUGCUGAUGAAUUACUGA
Vombatus ursinus (common wombat) is the source of this 4004-nucleotide messenger RNA. Its product is annotated as low affinity vacuolar monovalent cation/H(+) antiporter-like. The record is from RefSeq and is a predicted model, not a curated record. Gene Ontology annotation, molecular function: calcium:proton antiporter activity. NCBI's taxonomy places the organism in Eukaryota, Metazoa, Chordata, Mammalia, Diprotodontia, Vombatidae. Gene Ontology annotation, biological process: intracellular calcium ion homeostasis; calcium ion transmembrane transport. Bases 3138 to 3902 code for a protein of 254 amino acids. The transcript has 4 exons. Gene Ontology annotation, cellular component: membrane; endomembrane system.